This is a messenger RNA of Staurois parvus, 687 nucleotides long. Lineage: Eukaryota; Metazoa; Chordata; Amphibia; Anura; Ranidae. The record is from the annotation of a GenBank genome assembly.
UCCGGCGAGGCGGAUCUAGUGAAUGCAGGGUUCGGGGAGACCGGAUCUAGUGAAUGCAGGGUCCGGGGAGACCGGAUCUAGUGAAUGCAGGGUCCGGGGAGACCGGAUCUAGUGAAUGCAGGGUCCGGGGAGACCGGAUCUAGUGAAUGCAGGGUCCGGGGAGACCGGAUCUAGUGAAUGCAGGGUCCGGGGAGACCGGAUCUAGUGAAUGCAGGGUCCGGGGAGACCGGAUCUAGUGAAUGCAGGGUCCGGGGAGACCGGAUCUAGUGAAUGCAGGGGUCAGGGGAGACCUGAUCUAGUGAAUGCAGGGUCCAGGGAGGACCGGAUCUAGUGAAUGCAUGUCACCCUGUUCACUAUAUCUGCUCUCUCCCAGACCCUGCAUUCACUAUAUCUGCUCUCCCCGAACCCUGCAUUCACUAUAUCUGGUCUGUCCCAGGACCCUGCGUUCUCUAUAUCUGGCCUGUCCCAGGACCCUGCGUUCACUAUAUCUGGUCUCUCCCAGGACCCUGCGUUCACUAUAUCUGGUCUCUCCCAGGACCCUGCGUUCACUAUAUCUGGUCUCUCCCAGGACCCUGCGUUCACUGUAGCUGGUCUUCCACAGUACAUAGAACAUGGGAAUUACAUUAUUUUAGUAACUAUAAACUUCUAAAUACCUUUUCUCAUCAGCAGUAUAUAGCCGUCUUGUGA